Microcebus murinus (gray mouse lemur) is the source of this 3545-nucleotide messenger RNA. The record is from RefSeq and is a predicted model, not a curated record. Lineage: Eukaryota; Metazoa; Chordata; Mammalia; Primates; Cheirogaleidae.
CUAGAUCCCAUCUCUUAAAAAAAAAAAAAACAAAAAAAAACCCAAAGUAACAAAAGCAAAACAAUACGAUACUACUUCCUUUGUUGGCCAAGGGAAAGGAUAAGAGGAUUAAUAUUUUGUGACUCUUACAUGCCAAACCAAUUAUUAAUACGAAAACUUCAUUUCCUCUUGGAAGUUUUUUAGUAUUCCCAAGGCUGGUUCUUUCUACCUUCCUCCCUCUCACGUUACUGCUCUGUUCUCUGCUAACCUCUAACUGUACUUAAUUAACAAAGUAAUGGGUGUUAGUUAUUUAUUUAGAGUCUGGUUUGUGUUAUAGCUGAAAUACCUAAAAGGAUGUUAUAUGGAAGAGGAAUUAUGGCAGCAGAGGGAAGAACCAGGACAAAUGGGGUAGAAAUGGAAAGAUUGCUCAAAAAAUGUUGCUGAAGUGCUGCUGAAAGGGCCAGAGAUGCAAGGAUUUGGGACACAUUUUGAAACUUUAAGCUGUCUGACAUUGACCUCCUUUCAUUAUUAAUAAAGAAGAAGCAGGAGCUUAGGAUGUAUUAACACCAACUCAUUAAUAUACUAACCGGACAAUGUUCUGCAAACAAUUCUGCAUUUUAAAGAACUGGAUUGGCACAAAAUAAAAAAUAAUUUCAUAUUUUACUCAGCUUGUAGUAUGACUCGAUGGAGGAAAAUUUGAUAAACAUGAGGGAAGACCAUUCUUUUCAUGUUCGUUACAGAAUGGAAGCUUCUUGCCUAGAGCUGGCCUUGGAAGGCGAACGUCUGUGUAAAUCAGGAGACUGCCGCGCAGGCGUGUCAUUCUUUGAAGCUGCAGUUCAAGUUGGAACUGAAGACCUAAAAACACUUAGCGCUAUUUACAGCCAGUUGGGAAAUGCUUAUUUCUACUUGCAUGAUUAUGCCAAAGCAUUAGAAUACCACCAUCAUGAUUUAACUCUUGCAAGGACUAUUGGAGACCAGUUGGGGGAAGCCAAAGCUAGUGGUAAUCUGGGAAACACCUUAAAAGUUCUUGGGAAUUUUGAUGAAGCUAUUGUCUGUUGUCAACGACACCUAGAUAUUUCCAGAGAGCUUAAUGACAAGGUGGGAGAAGCAAGAGCACUUUACAAUCUUGGAAAUGUAUAUCAUGCCAAAGGGAAAAGUUUUGGCUGCCCUGGUCCCCAAGAUGGAGGAGAAUUUCCAGAAGAAAUGAGAAAUGCUCUGCAGGCAGCUGUGGAUUUUUAUGAGGAAAACCUAUCAUUAGUGACUGCUUUAGGUGACCGAGCAGCCCAAGGACGUGCCUUUGGAAAUCUUGGAAACACACAUUACCUCCUUGGAAACUUCAGGGAUGCAGUGAUAGCACAUGAGCAGCGUCUCCUUAUUGCAAAAGAAUUUGGAGAUAAAGCAGCUGAAAGAAGAGCAUAUAGCAACCUUGGAAAUGCAUAUAUAUUUCUUGGUGAAUUUGAAACUGCCUCUGAAUACUACAAGAAGACACUACUAUUGGCUCGACAGCUUAAAGACAGAGCUGUAGAAGCACAGUCUUGUUACAGUCUUGGAAACACAUACACUUUACUUCAAGACUAUGAAAAGGCCAUCGAUUAUCAUUUGAAACACUUAGCAAUUGCUCAAGAGCUAAAUGAUAGAAUUGGUGAAGGAAGAGCAUGCUGGAGCUUAGGAAAUGCAUACACAGCUCUAGGAAAUCAUGACCAAGCAAUGCAUUUUGCUGAAAAGCACCUGGAAAUUUCAAGAGAGGUUGGAGAUAGAAGUGGUGAACUAACAGCACGACUAAAUCUCUCAGAUCUUCAAAUGGUUCUUGGUCUGAGCUACAGCACAAAUAAUUCCAUAAUGUCUGAAAAUAUUGAAAUUGAUGACACUUUACAUGGUGCACGCCCCAAGUUGGGACGCCGACACAGUAUGGAAAAUAUGGAACUUAUGAAAUUAACACCAGAAAAGGUACAGAACUGGAACAGUGAAAUUCUUGCUAAACAAAAACCUCUUAUUGCCAAACCUUCUGCAAAGCUACUCUUUGUCAACAGACUGAAGGGGAAAAAAUACAAAGCUAAUUCCUCCACUAAAGUUCUCCAAGAUGCCAGUAAUUCUAUUGACCACCGAAUUCCAAAUUCUCAGAGGAAAAUCAGUGCAGAUACUAUUGGAGAUGAAGGGUUCUUUGACCUGUUAAGCCGAUUUCAAAGCAAUAGGAUGGAUGAUCAGAGAUGUUACUUACAAGAAAAGAACUGCCAUACAGCUUCAACAGCAACUUCUUCUACUCCUCCCAAAAUGAUGCUAAAAACACCAUCUGUUUCUGUGGUAUCCCCCAACACGGAUGAGUUUUUAGAUCUUCUUGCCAGCUCACAGAGCCGCCGUCUGGAUGACCAGAGGGCCAGUUUCAAUAAUUUGCCAGGGCUUCGUCUAACACAAAACAACAAUCAGUCAGUACUUAGCCACCUAAUGACUAAUGACAAGAAAGAGCCUGAUGAAGACUUCUUUGACAUCCUUAUAAAGUGUCAAGGAUCCAGAUUAGAUGAUCAAAGAUGUGCUCCGCCACCUGCUGCCACAAAGGGUCCAACAGUACCAGAUGAAGACUUUUUUAGCCUUAUUCUACGCUCUCAGGCGAAAAGAAUGGAUGAACAGAGAGUUCUUUUACAAAGAGAUCAAAACAGAGACACUGAGUUUGGACUAAAGGACCUUUUGCAAAGCAAUGCUUUGUUGGAAUUUAAAAAUUUAGGGAAAAAUCAGCAAACCACUAGUUAACUAUGUGUGUGUAUAUAUAUGUGUGUGUGUAUAUAUAUAUAUAUUUGUUUUUUAGAUGAAGUCUUGCUCUGUCACCCAGGCUGGAGUAUAGUGGUAGUUAUAGUAGUUCAUGCAGCCUCAGACUCUUGGGUUCACACAAUCCUCCUGCCUCAGCUAGGACUACAAGUGUGUACCACCACACUUGGCUAAUUUUUUUUUUUUAAUAGAAGCGGGGUGUUGCUAUGCUGCCCAUGCUAGUCUUGAACUCCUGGCCUCAAACAAUCCUCCCACCUCAGCGUCCCGAAGUGCUGGGAUUACAAGCACAAGCCACUGCUCCCAACCACUAUGGAUAUUUUUAAAGACAAGACCUUAUUUCCACACUGCAGGGAAACUCAAUCUAUUUUUUUCCUUAAAAGAAUUUAUAGCACUAUAAUACAACUUAAAAUGUUUUUAGAAUGAUGUAAAUAUUUAACCUUCAGUAGUAUAGCAUUUAAGAAUUAAUAUUUCUCUGGGCACUCGCUUGUUUCAGGGUGCAAGUGUCCUGUAAGGUGCUUCAUCAUCUUCUGAGAUUGCUGCUUGGGAUGUGUUCUUUGGCAACUUGGUAGAUUUCUUUACCUGGUGUUUGUAAAGUAGGAAAUUAAAUGAAUCCUAAAGUAGGAUUUAAUCCUCUUGCUAUUUUUUUAAAAUCUUGACAAUAGUUUUAAUACUUAACCAUGAAUAUAGUGGGAAAUUAUGCUGUUUAGUAAAAAUAAUGUACUUGACCAAUGUAAAAAAUUUACAUAAAAUAGUCUUACUAAAAAUUUAGAUUUUUCUCUGAAAAUCUAUUUUCAAUAUAUUUUAAA